AUAUUUCCAUUCCUAGAUAUUUCUUAUUUUUCAUCCUCCAAGUUCCAACCACUUGCUCUUUGCUAAAGUCUGUGGAUUAAAUUUUCACAACACAAUUUGAAAAAAAAAAAUGCAGGAUAUACAAUCCAUCCGCAAUAGAGCGGGUAGUUUGUUUGCUGGUGGUGAUCGCGGUAGUUGUGGUGAUUUAAAGUGUCCGAGGUGUGGUUGUUUAAACACCAAAUUCUGUUACUACAACAACUACAACCUUUCCCAGCCGCGGUUCUUCUGUAAGGGAUGUCGCCGCUACUGGACCAAAGGCGGUGUCCUUCGCAACGUCCCAGUUGGUGGUAGUACCCGUAAAACCAAACGAUCAAAGAAAAAGAGCUCAAGAAGCAGCAGCAGCAGCAACAGCUCCAGCUCCAUCAAGAUCUCGCAGGAAACGACACAGUUUACACUGGCUGAGGCAGUACCGACGGUGUUUGAUCAAAGUUUGGAACCGCCUGUGCUGACCGACAAUGUUCACAAGUUGUAUUCCGAGAUGGGGACGUUUGGAAGCUUGAUGAAUUCAUCUUCUGAUGAGUUAACUGUGGGAUUCUCGUCCGUGGUGGAACCGGAAGUGUCACUGUUAAUGCAGCAACGAGAUCAAGAUCAGAGGCAACAAUGGGAUUGUAAAAGGGGUGAGUUUGAAUAUUCUGGGUUAAGCAAUGGUGGAGAUGUGAUGGAGGAUUGGGGUUCGUUUGAUCAGUCUUAUUGGUUGAGUAAUUCUGAUCAACAGCUUAAUUAUCUUCUUUGAUGACUCCAGGUUAAGUUAACUCAAUUUCUGAUUGGUUGAAUGCAUUGCAACACUCAAGUAGUUUUGGUGUUGAAAGCCGUUACAUUUGGCAUAAACUUUUUAACUUAUGUGAAGUUUUUUUUAAUUGGGCUUCUAUUAUCUUACUUGUAAAACUUUAUGUCUCUACUGAUUUCACAAAUUUCGGUACC
Helianthus annuus (common sunflower) is the source of this 960-nucleotide messenger RNA. Its product is annotated as dof zinc finger protein DOF5.4-like. Gene Ontology annotation, molecular function: DNA-binding transcription factor activity; DNA binding. Lineage: Eukaryota; Viridiplantae; Streptophyta; Magnoliopsida; Asterales; Asteraceae. Bases 110 to 772 code for a protein of 220 amino acids. Gene Ontology annotation, biological process: regulation of DNA-templated transcription. The transcript has a single exon. The record is from RefSeq and is a predicted model, not a curated record.